Messenger RNA from Tripterygium wilfordii, 7416 nucleotides. RefSeq lists its product as uncharacterized. Bases 499 to 7008 code for a protein of 2169 amino acids. Gene Ontology annotation, molecular function: protein binding; histone H3K36 methyltransferase activity; zinc ion binding. NCBI's taxonomy places the organism in Eukaryota, Viridiplantae, Streptophyta, Magnoliopsida, Celastrales, Celastraceae. Gene Ontology annotation, cellular component: chromatin; nucleus. Gene Ontology annotation, biological process: regulation of DNA-templated transcription. The transcript is spliced from 18 exons. The record is from RefSeq and is a predicted model, not a curated record.
UUCCUUAUUAUUUUCCCCAUUCCUUCUCUUCCUCCCUUCUUCCGGCAAAACCUCUCCCCUUGCGUGACUGCUGCUUUCUUCAUUGCCAAACAGUUAUCUCUCUCGCCACGAGAAAACCGAAAGAAAAAAUAAAAUAUUUUAACAACUUGAGAAAACAGACAGUUUUUUUGGUUGACGACCUGAUUGAGCUUUCUCUCAGGUUUGCUUAAGAAUCUAUGUUUGUCUUAUGAUCUCAGUCCCGUUAAUCUCUUCCACCUUGAUUUUGAUUUCAAUUGUGUACGGGAAUUCGAUUCUAGGUUACUUCGUUCGUCGGCUGUUGACGUCUGGUUUUGACGUGGUUUGCUUGGCGGUGACAGAGAGGUUAAGAUUGUUUCGUUGGGAGGUAAUUUGGGAAGGCAUUGUAAUUGUUUCGUUCCAUGAUUGAUCGUUAGCUCUAUAUUAUCGUAAUUGCUAGUGUUGUGCAUAAUGGUUAUCCAUUAGAUUGAUAUUUGGAUAGAGAUGGGCUCGUGCGAGGAUCCUAGCGAGGUCUUGCACGAGGCCGCUCUCGGGCAGGAUACAUCAACGGGCUUUGUGCAGAGUCACGACUCUGAGCUGCCGUCCUGCAUGAGAGCUGGUCUUGAAUUGACUGGGAUUAGUGCAGCCCCUCCUGAGAUGCAGAAUGGGUUUGGAGAGCUGUGGUGCGAUGACACUGCUGGUGGUGUGAGCUAUGACUACACGGAGGGGGAGGCUGCCGAGAAUAGAGAUUGCCCUGUUGGUGAAUGUGCCAACGUGGCUGUUCCGAUUCUUGAGAAACUGCUGGAUGAUGAGCGUGGGGCUAGUAGUGGUUGUCUGAAUGAGGGUCAAAUUGAAAUCGGUAAUUGUUGUUCAAAAAAGGAAUAUAUGGAAAAUGUUGUGGUACAGAGUAAGGAUGGGCUGGUAAUAUCAAUAGAGACUGAUGAAACAUCUGCGACUCACUUGAAGAGAAACUGUGUUCCCGCGAAGAAGCAGAAGGAUGAUAAUGGCGUCGAAGGCCCAUCCUCAAAAGGGCUUGUGGAAGAGAAAGGUGAUAGUUUAGCUGUGAUAGAGUCUAAUACUAGAGAUCAUGUCUCAGCCUACUGUGAAAUGCCUGUGGAACGUCAAUCUAUGGCUGGCCCAAGCCAUUGCCCUGAACAGGAUUGUCAGGAGGAUGAUAAGCUUGUCAGUUGUAUUUUUACUAAAAUGAUUCCGAAGGUGAUAGAAGAAGAACAUGAGGCUUUAGUUGGAUCUGAGACACUUAGUUGUAACCAAUCAGUGCCUCCAGAGGGUUGUGAAAUGCCCUCAGAGUCCGAAUCAAUGUUUGCUGCUUAUUCUCCAAAACAACAUAUUCAAUUGGAUGAGCACAAGUGUUCUCCAUAUGUGGAAGGGUAUAUAAGGGUAAGUGAGGAGAGAAGUGGUGUUCUGAUUGGUGCUGAUUCUCUUUCUUUCAAGCCAAUAUUGCCUUUGGAGGGUGCUGAAGUCUCAACAACUUGUUUGGCAACAAAAAACAUUCAACAGGGUGAGCAAAAGGAUGAUAACAGUAUUGAUUGUCCCUUUGUGGAAGGGGCUAUGGAGGUAAAGGAAGUGAUGAUUUUCAAUGACCAAAUAUUGCCUUCACACAGCUGCGAAACACAAUCAGAAUCAUUGCCUGUGACUUUUUUGUUGAAGAAUUGUGAUGAAGAAAAUGUGUUAGACACCCGGACUUUCCGUGGUCUCGAAAGUAACAUUGAUACGUCAUAUCAGAUCGAAGCUCAUAGUUGCGACCACCAGAUAUCUCUUCCUGAGCGUGAUGACAUGCCUAUAAAGUCAUUAGCAGGUGAUUUAGAAAGUAGUGGCUGGCAUGGUAAUCAGAGAAGCGAGACAGGUGAUAGUGACCCGUAUACUGAGAUUUCUACAGAAGGUGUGGAAAUUGAAAACUCUGCUGAAACAUGUGUUCAAGUUUUGAGUCCAAAGUAUGAGCAAAGCGAUGGUAAGCAAGUUGCUGGUCCCUCUGCAGAGAGCAAUUCAGUGCUUUUGGAAGAGAAAAAUGAUUCUAAGGCUGAUAUAAAGAUUGAACUUUGCUCCCAGUUAUUAUCUAUUGAACAAAACGCCUGUAAUUCAUGGAAAGGUUUCUCUGGAAUGGCUACCAAUGGUUUAUUGGAGAGACCAACUUCUCCACAGUUAACUGGCUGCCCUGGUGCUUUUGAGCAUAGUUCCUUUACGAGUUUGGAUGUGAAGGAUUGUUUAAGGAGGAGCAUGCUUGAUCCCAUUGAUUCUGUUUCUGCUGUUGACAGUUCUGGACCAGAAGAUAACAAAGAAAUAAAUAUUGUCAAAGUUGAUCAGGCUUCUGAAAUCAAAAUUUCUGAAAAUGUAUCUUCAUGUUUCCCAAGGAUAAACCGAACGAGGAAAUCAAGCCAGAAGUCUAAGGGGAAAAGAGCUGCAAAGAAACAUAGAGAAGCAGCCAAAGUGCAUCAUAAACAUGAAAUUCUUGAAUAUAUCCUGAAUUCUCCCAAAAGAAAGAGAAGCCAUUUUUCUAGAUUGGCUCGUUGUGCUCUUUGGGGAUCAAUGGAGAACAUUACACAACUUUUUAAGAAAAGCAAUGGGCUUGGGCUUGAUUAUGUUCUGAAUCAAGAGUCAUUAAAAUCUUUAGGCGUGCGAGGAAGUGAGAAGCAGAACAAGAGUGGGGAAGGCAGAAGCUCUAGAAGAUCAAGCAGAAAGUCUAGUGCUUCAACCAGUGUUUUACGUUUGAAGGUCAAGGUGGGAAGUGAGUAUUGUCAAAGUAAUCUGAAAAGUGUGAUUCCGGAGGUACUGGAUCCCUCAGCUUCUGCUGGGGCUAACAUUAAUAAUUUUGGAAGUGACUGCUGUCUGGGAGGCGGCAUUGAACUUUCAAAAUCAGCCAAUGGUAUUAAAGAUGAAUGGGGAGAGGAGGUGGCUGAAAAGCAGCUCUUCUCUGUUGACAAGUAUCUAGAGAAUGCCAAACCAGAAUCAGAUGUGGAUUCCCAUGGAGUAAAUAGCGAGUGUACUUUCGUCCCUGACAAGUUAGAUAGAGAUGAUGCAAAUAUUGGGUUUGCCUCCCAUAUGGUGGUUGAAGCAUUGGGAGAAACAAUUGAGCAUACCUAUGCCGAUCCUGGAACUUCGCCAGAUUCAGAAGUUACUAUUAUUGUUCCGGAUGCUGAAGUCAUCACAAAACAAGAUGAGUUGAAUGGUUCUUCUUACUGUGGAGCUGUUGCCCGCAAUAAGAAAGGAAAGAAGAAAGGCAAUCUGCCUUAUGUUGGUGCAGAUAUCAUAAAGACGGCUAAACCAUUAAAAAAGGGUGGAAGCAAGCAGAAAUUGGGAGAUCACUUGUCCCCUAGUGAAAGUCUUACUUCAUCCACCAUAGGGACUGCUUCAAGUAUUUCAUCAAGCAGUAGAGAUAUGGAGCUUUUAUCCUUACCUAGAGAGACUGAACUGGAAGUCCCCAUAGAGAAUUUGGAAGUCAAAAUUGGUGUGGAAGAUGAAAAGUGCUUCGACCUAGAUGGACACCUCGGGUUAUCAGAAUCAGAAAAUUCUCAAAAUAUGCUUUAUUCAGGUAAUUCUGAAAGAGUUCAACCUGCUAAAAGUUCAAAACCUGGAGGAUUGAGGAAGGAAAGAUCCAAGGUAUCUGAUCCAGUGAAAAGCAGGAAAGGAAGUGCUUCUUGUAAGAGGGGAAGCAAACAGAAGUCGGUUAAUAAGGGCAAGGUUAAGGAGAAGACGACACAUGAUCACAUGACCAACAGAGUGGAAGGUUACCCUGAAUCAGGAAAGCAUAUAUCAGAUGCAAUUGGCGGCAAGAAUGUUGUGUCCAUAAAUAAUUUGGACAUGGCAUCAGGUAGUGUAAUUGAGCGGAGUUUGCCUGUGGAAAGUGCUUGGGUACGCUGUGAUGAUUGUCAUAAAUGGCGGCGCGUGUCAGAUGCCCUUGUAAAUUCCAUUGAUGAAAGUAGUCCAUGGUUCUGCAAGGACAACAUGGAUAAAGCAUUUGCUGAUUGCUCCAUCCCUCAAGAGAAGUCAAAUGCAGCUAUUAAUGCUGAGUUGGGCAUAUCAGAUGCUGAUGAAGAUGUUUAUGACAGCCUUUUGAAUCAGAAGGGGUCAGAAUACGAACAUAUAACAGUUUCGCAAGAAUCAUCUUUCAAACGUAUUGAUGCUAAUGAGUUUCUGCACCGCAGCCGUAAAAGUCAAACUAUUGACGAGAUAAUGGUUUGCCAUUGCAAACCUCCUAAAGAUGGCUGGUUGGGUUGUGGAGAUCAAUGCUUGAACAGGAUGCUUAACAUUGAAUGUGUUAAAGGCACCUGUCCUUGUGGGGACAUUUGCUCAAAUCAACAGUUCCAAAAACGGCAAUAUGCUGGCAUGAAGUGGGUUCGAUGCGGGAAGAAGGGUUUUGGGCUGCAAUUGCAACAGGAUAUAUCCAAAGGGCAGUUUCUCAUAGAAUAUGUUGGAGAGGUGCUUGAUUUGCAUGCUUAUGAAGCACGGCAAAGGGAGUAUGCUGCUAAGGGGCAUAAGCAUUUCUACUUCAUGACGUUGAAUGGCAGUGAGGUAAUAGAUGCAUGUGCAAAAGGAAAUUUGGGACGCUUCAUAAACCAUAGUUGUGAUCCUAAUUGCCGAACUGAAAAGUGGAUGGUGAAUGGAGAAAUUUGUAUUGGACUUUUUGCAUUAAGGGAUAUUAAGAAGGGAGAAGAGGUGACAUUUGACUACAAUUACGUAAGGGUGUUUGGGGCUGCUGUCAAAAAAUGUUAUUGUGGCUCACCUCCGUGCCGGGGUUAUAUAGGUGGUGAUCCACAUAAUGCUGAAGUAAUUGUUCAAGGUGAUUCAGAUGAAGAAUUCCCGGAACCUGUGAUGCUUGAAGAUGGGAAAACUGGAGUACACUUGAAACAUAUAAGUCGCAGAACCAAUUCCUUUGACAAUGAAGACAUGAAAUCUGUUGAGGUACCUGUUUUAAGAUCGGAAAUGACAACAGAAAUUGGAGAUGCAAUCAAUCUUUCUGCGUCUGCCACUUCUCAACCUCAUAGUUCUCUGGAACUGGAGGCCUCUAAAAGAAAAUCUCCGUGUUCUAGUCAACCAGUAGAACGCUCCCCACAGACAGAUUCGGCUAGUAAAUCUACAUCUCAUGUCGAGGAAGCUACCCCACCAGAGAACACUUUCUGUUCUGUCCAUGUGCUGGAGAAAUCAUUUUCUGUUGACGUUGAUGCAAGUAGGAAGUCAAAAUCUGAAACUGUUAAAGUAAAGCGGGUUUUCUCAAAAUCACGGUUCUUAGUCAAAACUUCACAUUCACGUGGUUCUCUAAAAAAAGGGAAAGUUAAUGGUAAUCUAGCAAAUGAGAACAAGGUUCAGAUGAUUGCCAACAAACCUCAGGUGCUGUCUGUCAGACCCAAAAAGUUGAUGGAAGGUUCUUCUGACGGCCGUUUUGAAGCAGUUGAGGAGAAGCUUAAUGAGUUGUUGGAUGCCAAUGGUGGGGUAAGCAAGCGGAAGGAGGCACCUAAAGGCUACUUGAAGCUCUUGCUCCUCACGGCAGCUUCUGGUGGUAAUGGCAAUGGAGAAGCUAUUCAGAGCAAUCGAGAUCUUUCAAUGAUCCUUGAUGCACUUCUAAAGACAAAAUCACGAGUUGUCCUGGUUGAUAUGAUUAACAAGAAUGGUUUGCGGAUGCUCCACAACAUAAUGAAGCAGUAUCGAAGGGACUUCAAGAAGAUCCCAAUUCUCCGGAAACUUUUGAAGGUUUUGGAGUAUUUGGCAACGAGGGAGAUACUUACUUAUGAUCAUAUAAAUGGAGGCCCUCCUUGUCCCGGAAUGGAGAGCUUUAGGGAGUCUAUGCUGUCAUUGACAGAACAUGAUGACAAACAGGUUCAUCAAAUUGCACGGCACUUUCGUGAUAGAUGGAUCCCAAAAUUUGUCAGAAAAGCCAACUGCUUGGAUAGGGAUGAUGGAGGGAUGGAAUUUCAUAGAGGUUCAAGCUGUGGUAGAGUUUCAGUAUCACAUACUCACCGGCAUGAUGAUGCUGUUAGAUCUACCAAAACAAUCGACAGUGUCAUGCAAUCAGUGCCUGUCACGACUUCAGUGUAUGGCACUGUUCAAGAUGGUUCCUCUACGGCUUCUGCUGGUGGUUGCAAGACCAAUUGUGCAAAGACUCGGAAGCGUAAAAGUCGAUGGGAUCAGCCAGUAGAGCCGAAUUUGAGAUCUAGCAUCUCUCCAAACAAAGGAGAAGUGGAUCAUUUAGAGGAGGUAAGCAGAGAAGAUGGCAGCUGCCUUGAAUAUGUUCACAGUCAGUGUCAACAAAAUGAAGCUAUCUGUGCUGCCAAUGGAGGAGGGAUAAACUUUCCCGAGGAUGUCCCUCCUGGUUUCUCAUCUCCCCUUAAUGCCACCCUGGUUUCAUCAGCUACUUCAAUAACUCCACAAAGAGUUGGCCGCUUAAGCUGCCCUUUAGAGGUGGUUGUUGGGCAUUCACAAGGUAAAUUCAUAUCCCGCUUGCCCGUGUCAUAUGGAAUUCCAUUGCCUAUUGUGCAGCAGAUUGGCUCGCGAGACAAUGAGACUCUGGAAAGGUGGGUUAUUGCUCCUGGAAUGCCUUUCCGUCCUUUUCCUCCUUUACCUCCGUAUCCCCGCGAUACAAAAAGUACUCCACAUUGUGCGGUUAAGUCUAUGGCAACUAAUGAACAAGCACAAGAAGUGCAGAAGGACAGACUUGAUAAUACCAGUUGUUAUCCACGUGAAAACAAUCAUAGUACAAUUUCUCCUCGCCAACCCGAGGUGAACUUUCAAGUUGCAAACGUCCUGCAGACAUGUAAACGAGCUAGGGGAUCCUCGUAUGAUUUGGGCAAGAAGUAUUACGGGCAGCAAAAUUGGAAUAAAGUGCCCCCAUGGGUUCGAAGAAGUAUGGAGUGGGGAUAUGGGGGUAACAAUUUAAGAGGUGGAGACGUAGGAAACAUGACACAUGAGUCCAGAAGUCCAUAUUGUACACAGGAUGUAAACCAUGGAGUGGAGAAAGCUGGUUGCUACUAUAAUCCGCAGCAACAUCACCAGAAUCAGCAUUGAUUCGCUGGGAAUGUUUUGAGGCAGCAAAUUUUCUUCCAUACUUUGAUUUUCUUCUCAUUUAUAAAUUUAUUCUCGAGUUUUCUCAUUUUCCAUCCAUAGAAAAUUUAUUGAAUUGCAGAGUCCAUGUGAUUGUUAUAGGUGAGUGGAAAAACAUGAUCCAGUUUGCAAUAAUGUAUUGUCUUGGUUCGAUGAUCCAUUCAUAAUCUAAGGAUGUAGGGAUUCUUCUCCGUUAACUUGGGAUCAAGAAUAGUAGAGGUUGACCAAUUCCUCGGCCUCUAUGUUAGAAUUUUUGUUUAGAGUGUAUUGGAUGAUGUACAAGUGGAGGAUGACUUAAUGAGUUACAGAAUAUGAUUUUGUCACCUGGAUAGGAUAGGAUUCCUGCAAGAAUUAUAUUUUUGUUAUGCCUUC